Molecule: messenger RNA, 1155 nt
Organism: Knipowitschia caucasica
Lineage: Eukaryota; Metazoa; Chordata; Actinopteri; Gobiiformes; Gobiidae
Source: the annotation of a GenBank genome assembly
AUGUCCAUUCUCACUCACAACGCGGCGUUAGCUCGUCCGCUAACCCCGUCGCAGAACUCGGACUCCUCCACCGCCCUCCAGCCGCACACAAUGGCCGUCAUCCUCAUCAUCGCUUCCUGCUGCAUCGUCUCCACCAACCUCCUGGUCGCCGCCGCUCUGCUCAGGAUCCUGCUGAAGAAGAAGCGUCAGAGCUGGUGUUUCGUGCUGAACCUGGCCGUGGCGGACACUCUGGUGGGCGUGGCCAUCACCGGUUUGGCCACGGAGGAUUUCAACUCGGAGAUUGGGGAUACCAACAACGCCACGCAGAGCAGGCAGUCCAACAUGGCCGCCGUGGCUGGUCACGGCCGCGGCAGGUGUCUGUUGAGGAUGACCUUCGUGAGCUCGCCGUGCAUCGCCUCCAUCAUGUCCAUGUUCCUGAUCUCGCUGGACCGUUACGCCGCCAUCAAGACGCCGCUGAGUUACGCGCGGCGGUCGGGCAAAGGAGUGGCGUUCUGGGCCCUGGUCUCGCUCUGGGUCUGUGCCGUCGUCUUGGGAUUCUUACCAGUGGUGGUUCCGUCCCUUCAGUCCGACCAGUACAGCGGCUUCUGUGACUUCUUCUCUGUGAUCUACGACGUGGGCAUCAUCGUCCUCUACAGCGUCUGCUUCUUCCCCGUGGUCUCCGUCUUCAUCUACAUUUAUCUUGACAUCCUGAAGAUCGCCUGCAGCCACCAGAGGCAGAUCCUGCAGGUGCACCAGGCCGGCUCCCGGACCAGCGAGACCAACGGGCCCACGGACCAGCUCAGCAAGUCGAGGAGCCCGUACUGGAGCCACGUCCGGGCCCUGCGCACCGUGGCCUUGCUGGUGGGCUGCUUCCUGGUUCUCUGGUGCCCGUUCUUCGUGGUGGGGGUGGUGAAGCUGCUGUGUGGGGACUGCCAGCUCACGCAGCUCCUGGAGGGAUACCUGUUCCUGCUGGGCCUCUGCAACUCCCUCAUCAACCCUCUGGUCUACGCCUUCUGGCAGCGGGAGGUGCGGCGGGCGCUGGCCGAGCUGCUGUCCUGCUGCAGGCCCGGACUGCGGGGGCCACCAGGGGGGCCACCGGGGGGGCCACCGGGGAGGCCACCAGGGGGGCCACCGGGGGGGAGCGGCCCACGACCACAGAACACCACCGGGGACUAG